Molecule: messenger RNA, 5367 nt
Organism: Lacerta agilis (Sand lizard)
Lineage: Eukaryota; Metazoa; Chordata; Lepidosauria; Squamata; Lacertidae
Gene: RAPGEF2
Product: Rap guanine nucleotide exchange factor 2
Exons: 30
Coding region: 131-5089 (1652 amino acids)
Biological process (GO): small GTPase-mediated signal transduction; positive regulation of ERK1 and ERK2 cascade
Molecular function (GO): guanyl-nucleotide exchange factor activity; protein binding
Source: RefSeq, a predicted model, not a curated record
UGGCACCAGCCGCUGGGGGCUCUGAGAAGCCCGCCUCGCCUCGGGGCCAGGAAUAGGCGCUGGUGAGCGGCAGGAGGCGAGCGGAGGGGCCGGGGCGCCUCGUUCGGCCCGGAGCAGAAAAGGGGGCGAGAUGGCGUCCUACGUGGAUAACAACUUCCGCCAGGCGGUCAUGAAAAACCCGGCCGACAGGAGCCCCCAGGAUCUGGAGAUAGUGUAUUCCUAUUUACACGGAAUGGAAGCUUUGUCUAAUCUACGAGAACACCAGCUCCGAAUGAUGUGUGAAACAGUGAGAUACGAGAGGCACGAAGCAAAUGAAGUUUUGUACUACCCCGAUGAUAUUGGGACCUGUUGGUAUAUUCUUCUGUCUGGUUCAGUAUUUAUCAAAGAGUCAAUGUUUCUACCAAGGAGCAGUUUUGGCAAACGUUCUGCAGGAAGCUUCAGACGUGGCUGUGAAUGCAUUGUUCUAGAGCCAUCUGAAAUGAUUGUGGUGGAUUAUAUGGAUGAAAAUGAAGAAUAUUUCCAGCGACAAGCAUCUCAUAGACAAUCUCGACGGAGAUUUAGGAAAAUCAAUCAAAAAGGAGAAAGACAAACAAUUAUUGACACUGUGGAUGCUUAUCCUGUAGGGAAACCACCGUUACCUAGAGGUUAUCACACGGAAUGCACUAAACAGCAGCUUCCUGCAGAUUUCACAAAGCUGCACCUCACUGACAGUCUCCACCCACAGGUGACCCACGUUUCAUCUAGUCAUUCAGGAUGUAGUAUCACUAGCGACUCUGGAAGCAGCAGCCUGUCUGAUAUCUACCAGGCCACAGAGAGUGAAGCUGGCGAUAUGGAUCUGAGUGGGUUACCAGAGACAGCAGUGGAUUCUGAGGAUGAUGAUGAUGAAGAGGAUAUUGAGAGGGCUUCUGAUCCUCUAAUGAGCAGGGAUAUUGUUAGAGAUUGCCUGGAGAAAGACCCAAUAGACAGGACAGAUGAUGAUAUUGAACAACUCCUGGAAUUCAUGCAUCAGUUACCCGCUUUUGCUAAUAUGACAAUGUCAGUGAGGAGAGAACUCUGUGCUGUGAUGGUGUUUGCAGUUGUAGAAAGGGCGGGGACCAUAGUUCUAAAUGAUGGAGAAGAGCUGGACUCCUGGUCUGUUAUUUUGAAUGGUUCUGUGGAAGUAACCCAUCCUGAAGGAAGAUCAGAAAUAUUAUGCAUGGGAAACAGUUUUGGUGUUUCCCCUACCAUGGACAAAGAAUACAUGAAAGGAGUAAUGAGAACCAAAGUGGAUGAUUGCCAGUUUGUGUGCAUAGCCCAGCAAGAUUAUUGCCGCAUCCUCAACCAAGUGGAGAAAAACAUGCAGAAGGUAGAAGAGGAAGGAGAGAUUGUUAUGGUUAAAGAACAUAGGGAAUUGGAUCGCACUGGAACAAGAAAGGGUCACAUUGUUAUCAAGGGAACGCCGGAAAGGUUGACAAUGCAUUUGGUGGAAGAACAUUCAGUGGUUGAUCCAACAUUUAUUGAGGAUUUCCUGUUGACCUACAGGACAUUUCUUUCCAGCCCGAUGGAAGUGGGGAAGAAAUUAUUGGAGUGGUUCAAUGAUCCUAGCCUCAGGGAUAAGGUUACACGGGUAGUAUUGUUGUGGGUAAACAAUCACUUCAAUGAUUUUGAGGGAGAUUCUGCAAUGACUCGUUUUCUGGAAGAAUUUGAGAACAAUUUAGAAAGAGAGAAAAUGGGUGGACAUCUGAGGCUGUUAAAUAUUGCAUGUGCUGCUAAAGCUAAACGAAGAAUGAUAACCUUAACAAAGCCAUCUCGGGAAGCCCCUUUGCCUUUCUUAUUAUUGGGAGGAUCUGAAAAGGGAUUUGGAAUCUUUGUUGACAGUGUUGAUUCAGGUAGCAAAGCCACUGAAGCAGGCUUGAAACGUGGUGAUCAGAUAUUGGAGGUAAAUGGCCAAAAUUUUGAAAACAUCCAGCUGUCUAAAGCCAUGGAAAUUCUUCGAAAUAACACACACUUGUCUAUCACUGUGAAAACUAACUUAUUUGUUUUUAAGGAACUUCUAACAAGAUUGUCAGAGGAGAAAAGAAACGGCGCUCCUCAUCUUCCUAAAAUUGGUGAUAUUAAAAAAGCAAGCCGUUAUUCCAUACCAGAUCUUGGAGUUGACGUGGAGCAGGUGAUAGGAUUGGAAAAAGUAACCAAGAAGAGCAAAGCCAACACUGUUGGUGGGCGAAACAAGCUCAAGAAGAUACUAGACAAAACCCGCAUCAGUAUCCUGCCUCAGAAACCAUACAAUGAUAUUGGAAUUGGCCAAUCUCAGGAUGACAGCAUUGUGGGAUUGAGGCAGACCAAGCACAUUCCUCCUGCUCUGCCAGUCAGUGGAACACUGUCUUCAAGCAAUCCUGACUUAAUGCAGUCACAUCACCGCAUCUUAGAUUUCAACACAACCCCAGAUUUACCAGACCAGGUUCUGAGGGUUUUUAAGGCAGACCAACAAAGCCGCUACAUUAUGAUCAGUAAGGACACAACUGCAAAGGAAGUGGUUAUUCAAGCAAUCCGAGAGUUUGCUCUAACCACCACCCCAGAUGCAUAUUCUUUAUGUGAAGUUUCAGUCACUCCAGAGGGAGUAAUCAAGCAGAGGAGGCUUCCAGAUCAACUUUCCAAGCUUGCUGACAGAAUACAGCUUAGUGGAAGGUAUUAUCUGAAGAACAACAUGGAGACAGAAACCUUGUGUUCAGAUGAAGAUGCUCAGGAAUUGCUGAGAGAGAGUCAAAUUUCUUUAUUGCAACUCAGUACUGUUGAGGUGGCAACCCAACUCUCUAUGCGUAACUUUGAACUGUUCCGUAACAUUGAACCUACAGAAUACAUAGAUGACUUGUUUAAACUGAAAUCUAAGUCUAGCUGUACUAACUUGAAAAAGUUUGAAGAAGUAAUAAACCAAGAAACCUUUUGGGUGGCAUCUGAGAUUCUGCGAGAAACCAACCAGCUGAAAAGGAUGAAGAUAAUUAAGCACUUCAUUAAGAUAGCAUUGCACUGCAGGGAAUGCAAGAACUUCAACUCCAUGUUUGCAAUAAUAAGUGGCCUAAACUUAGCUCCAGUUGCAAGACUACGAACUACUUGGGAAAAACUUCCAAGCAAAUAUGAAAAAUUGUUUCAAGAUCUUCAGGAUUUAUUUGAUCCAUCUAGGAACAUGGCAAAAUAUCGCAAUGUCCUGAACAGCCAAAAUCUACAGCCUCCUAUUAUUCCAUUGUUCCCUGUAAUAAAAAAGGACCUUACUUUCCUCCAUGAAGGAAAUGAUUCCAAAGUGGAAGGUUUGGUCAAUUUUGAGAAAUUACGAAUGAUCGCAAAAGAGAUUCGCCAUGUGGGUCGGAUGGCUUCUGUUAACAUGGAUCCUGCUUUAAUGUUCAGGACUAGGAAGAAGAAGUGGAGGAGUUUGGGGUCACUCAGUCAAGGCAGUACAAAUGCAGCAGUCCUUGAUGUUGCACAAACAGGUGGACAUAAAAAGCGGGUCCGCCGCAGCUCCUUCCUCAAUGCCAAAAAGCUAUAUGAAGAUGCUCAGAUGGCUCGGAAAGUCAAGCAGUAUCUCUCCAAUUUGGAUCUGGAAAUGGAUGAGGAGAGCCUUCAGGCACUCUCUCUACAAUGUGAACCAGCCAGCAAUACAUUACCCAAGACUCCAGGGGAAAAACGGUCUGGAAAACCUGAAACAUCCCCAGUCGCACAUAGGUCAGGGAUCCAGCAGAAAGUGCAGCAGCAACAGCAGCACAAAGCAAACCAAGCACUGCAGGUCCCUGCUGUAUCACUUUAUCCCUCUCGUAAGAAAGUGCCAGUCAAAGACCUUCCACCCUUUGGCAUAAACUCUCCACAAGCUUUAAAGAAAAUUCUUUCACUCUCUGAAGAGGGAAGCUUGGAUCGUCAUAAGAAACAAGCAGAGGACACAAUUUCAAAUGCGUCUUCACAGUUAUCUUCUCCUCCCACCUCGCCACAGAGCUCUCCAAGGAAAAGUUAUACUCUGGCUCCCAGUGGUACCGUGGAUAACUUUUCAGACUCUGGUCACAGUGAAAUUUCUUCCAGAUCUAGCAUUGUCAGCAAUUCUUCAUUUGACUCCAUGCCAGUAUCACUACAUGAUGACAGGAGACAGAGGCACUCCGUCAGCAUUGUGGAGACUAAUCUUGGAGUGGGCAGGAUUGACCGAAGAGCCAUAAUUGAACCAGAUCAGUACAGCAUAGGCUACUACCCACCACUGUCAGAGAACAGAGGCUUGUAUGCUGGGGCAACCAUGCUUUCUUCUCCUAGCACUGAGGAGCUGUCACAGGAUCAGGGAGAUCGAGCAUCACUUGAUGCAGCGGAUAGUGGCCGUGGCAGCUGGACUUCUUGUUCAAGUGGUUCCCAUGACAACAUACAGACAAUACAGCACCAGCGAAGUUGGGAGAUUCUUCCUUUUGGACAUGCUCAUUUCGAUAGUUCAGGCGAUGGGGCAGGACUGUGGGCCUCAGGCAGCCACAUGGACCCGAUGAUGUUCUCCGAUCAUGGCACAAAGUAUGGCAGGCAGAGUCAAGGUAGGGAGGGCCUUGAUCAAGCACAGUCCAGAGCAAGCUGGGCAUCCUCCACAGGCUACUGGGGAGAGGACUCUGAAGGUGAUACAGGUACCAUAAAACGGAGGGGUGGGAAGGAUGUGUCAAUUGAAGCUGAAACCAGUAGCAUAACAUCUAUGACAGCAGAGGAUUCAAAGCCAGUUCCCAUGCCAGCUCAUAUAGCUGUGUCAACAAGUAAUACAAAGGGUCUUAUUGCUCGAAAAGAGGGCCGCUAUCGUGAACCACCACCAACCCCGCCUGGUUAUGUGGGAAUACCUAUUGCUGACUUUGCUGAAGGAGUUUCCCACCCAGCCCGAAAACCUCCGGAUUACAAUGUGGCACUUCAGAGGUCUAGGAUGGUGGCACGGUCAAGUGAAGCUCCUGGGACUUCAGCUUCACAGCAGCAACCACAGGGUCCUCCAUCUAGCAGGCCUGUGGGCAAACCUCAGUGGCACAAACCAAACGAGUCAGACCCACAUCUGGUUCACUAUCAGUCUCAAGGGUUUUCCACAGAGGAGGAUGAAGAUGAGCAAGUCUCUGCCGUCUAAGAACUGGGGCUUUCUGGAUCCUGCGUGAGCCAACUUAAAGGAGAGCACAAGACGACGCCCCUAGUAUAGGAGCCUUGGAACUCUAAAGGAUGGUGGACCUGUUUGCCUCCUUCCCUGCCUUAAAGCAGCAUGGGGCUUCUCCCCCUUCCUCCCGCACUCUUCUUCCCUUGCAUGUGAAAUACUGUGAAGAAAUUGCCCUGGCUCUUUUCAAACUGUGUUGCUUGAAAUGUACAUUACAGCGGUUUCCCAGCUACCACUGUUGCUGUCUGCCACAUCAU